AGGAAGGAAGACAAGCUCUGACACGAAGUAAUCGACGAGGGAGGUGUGAGCUGCAAACUGGGCGGCAAUCGUUGCACCUCGUCCGGCUCUCGCUCUGCAAAUUGGCAUUGUAUUUGUAGUAGGGGGGUGAGCUAGGUGGAGCAUAGUAGUAGUAGUCUAGGUGAGUGCCUUGCUUUUUGCCCUCUUCUUCCCCCUUGCCCAGUUGUUAUUAUUACUAUUACAUCACCAAUGUGGUGUGAUAACCGAAUACUAAAUCGCUCAGGCUCGGCGCGGGGCGGGGCGUGCCCUGGGAGUCAUUCUCUCAUGUUCUUGCACCAUCUCUAUCGCCAGAUCUCCGCAUUCCUAGUCUGACCUCUCUCUCUGCUUUCCUCAACCUCCAUCUCUGCCUCCCUCGACCUCCAUCUCUGCCUCCCUCGACCUCACUCACUCUCCACCCCAUCUCUCCCUCUCUCUCUCCCUCUGUGUCGCUCUGUGUCUCACGCUGUCCUGGUUUCGCUCACUCUUCUGGUCUUUUCCUCUCCAGAUAUUGGUGGGGGAGGUUUGACGAUGUGGGGGUCUUUUUUGAUGGUGGUGGUGGUGGUGGAGUGAGGCAAGGGUCGUCUGUGGGACAGGGUUGACGAUGCUUGUGAUUCCUUUCUCAGGGAGUGGACGAGGGAAAGGUCAGAGCUUUUGAGGGGUGUGGGGGCAGCGGGCAGAUGUGAAGCUGAUGGGCCAGCCUGCUUACUGUGUGAGGGUUUGAUGGCCGAAUCCUUUAAUGAACUCAAGUGGAUGGAGCUGUUGAAGUCUUUGUAGACCUCUACCUAAAUUUCUGAUCAAUACUUGGCGUAUGUUGGAAAGACCAAGGUCGAGGAAUAGACCAGUGAUGACCCAUCUUAGAAGAAGGGCAAUUGCAAUGGCAUGAAACCCUGCUCCCUUAGUUUUGUUCUGGUCCACUUUGCGCCUUGAUUGCUUCAAGCAAGUGAGCUAUUAACCUCGAGUUAAAGUGAGGCAACGAUGGGUGUCCGGUCAGGUUGGGCGUUAUGUCUAGGGCUACUCUUCUCUACGACGAUGUGGACAGUGCAUGCUCAGUUUGUACCCACAGACCAAAUCCUCAUCGCCUGUGGUGCUGCAUCAGACGUAGUAGUUGACGUACGCCAGUUUAAGGGAGAUGCCCAGGCAACCUUGAAAAACCCUACACUGGAUGCCCCGCAGGGAGUGCUGGCUUCCAUCUCUGCUCCGAACACCAAUCUUCUUAAUCCUAAACUAGUCCAGCAGGCACGGAUUUUUCCAGUCAAUUCAUCGUACACAUUUCAAGUUACUCCUGGUCGACAUUUUGUCCGGCUCUAUUUCUACCCCUUUACCUUUAGCAGCUACACCCCCAAUGCCUCAACUUUUUCCGUGACUGCUAACCAAUAUAGGCUGCUUAACGACUUUCGACCUGUGCUAUACUCGAGCGAUUCCAAACCCUUGGUUUUCAAGGAAUACUCCUUGAAUGUGACCGCGAGCAGUUUGGUGCUGAACUUCUCCCCGGCCUCUUCUUCUUACGCAUUCAUCAAUGCGAUCGAGGUUGUGUCCAUGCCAGACAAUCUGGUCCCAAGGCUUGCUUUGUCGUUGGCGCAGCCUGGGACACCGAUCGCUUGGGGUUCUGCCAACACCGCCGUGGAGAUGAUGUAUCAUCUGAAUGUAGGUGGAGAAGCAGUGACCCCACAGAAUGAUUCUUCAGGGAUUUGGCGCACUUGGCAAGUCGAUGAUCCAUACUUGUUUGGUGCUGCGCGGGGAAAAGCCGAUUCCGUGAUUGCUGCAACGAUUCAGUACCCAUCACAAGUGCCCGAGUACACUGCGCCGCCAGUUGUGUACCAAUCUGCGCGAACUAUGGGUGUCAGCGAGACUGUCAAUGCUGCCUUCAAUCUCACAUGGACCUUGCCCGUUGACUUGGGUUACACUUAUCUUGUGCGCCUUCACUUCUGUGAGCUAUGGGUGACCUCGAUUGGGUUUCGCGUGUUCAAUAUUUACCUCAACAACCGGACUGCAGAAAACGGCGUGGACAUAAUUGCGCUGACAGGAAAUUUGAACUAUGCAGCGUUCCGUGAUUAUCUCGUCAGAAUGGACACGGGUGUAGCCAAAUUAUGGGUGCAAAUAGGGCCGGCGCCAUCUUCCUCAUCAAGUUACAAAGAUGCGAUCCUCAAUGGAUUAGAGAUCUGGAAGCUCAAUUCCACCACAGGGAGUUUGGGGGGUGGUUCGGGUGUCAAUGCCGGAGAGGAUGGUGGUAGUGGUAUUCAAACUGGAGCUAUUGCCGGAGCCGCUGUGGGAGGGGUUGCUGCUAUCGCCUUGGCCGCAGCGUUGAUUUUCUUUUGUUGUUGCCGGAAGACCUCCAAAUUGUCUCCCACCAAGAGCAGGAAGAAUGCACCACCGUCAUGGCUUCCUCUUCCGCAUCAUGGUAUCUCAGACACCAUGGCGAGUAAGAUGUCCACCGUCUCUCAGAAGAGCGGUACUGGAAGUUAUGUGUCAACUGUGCAGGGUUCCAAUCUGGGACGGUACUUCACCUUCGCGGAGCUUCAGGAAGCCACCAAUAAUUUUGAUGAAUCUUUGAUAUUGGGAGUGGGUGGUUUCGGAAAGGUUUUUAAGGGCGAGAUAGACGAUGGCACUAAGGUUGCAGUGAAGCGAGGGAAUCCAUGCUCUGAGCAAGGAUUGACGGAGUUUCAGACCGAAAUUGAGCUGCUUUCUAAGCUGCGACAUCGGCAUUUGGUGUCAUUGAUUGGGUACUGUGAAGAGCAUUGUGAGAUGAUCCUCGUUUAUGACUACAUGGCUAACGGUCCCCUCCGGGGCCACUUAUACGGGACCGAACUCCCAACUUUGUCAUGGAAGCAGCGUCUGGAAAUUUGCAUCGGUGCCGCUCGAGGCCUACAUUAUCUGCACACAGGGGCAGCGCAAGGAAUCAUUCAUCGUGAUGUGAAGACCACGAACAUUUUGCUGGAUGAGAACCUGGUUGCCAAAGUUGCGGACUUUGGUUUAUCGAAGACAGGUCCAAGUCUCGAGCAGACUCACAUUAGCACAGCAGUGAAAGGAAGUUUCGGAUAUCUGGAUCCUGAGUACUUCAGGAGGCAACAACUGACCGAGAAGUCCGAUGUCUACUCUUUUGGUGUGGUGCUCAUGGAAGUUCUGUGUGCACGGCCUGCGAUUAAUCCGGCUCUUUCUCGCGACCAAGUUAACCUCGCGGAGUGGGCACUGCAAAAGCAAAAGUCUGGGCUGCUGGAGUCAAUCAUGGAUCCCAAACUUGUUGGCCAGUGCAGCCGCGACUCAGUGCGUAAGUUCGGUGAAACAGCAGAGAAAUGUCUUCAAGAAUGCGGCGUGGAUCGGCCAGCCAUGGGUGACGUGCUCUGGAAUCUAGAGCACGCUUUGCAGCUACACGAAGUUGCAGCAUCAGGAUCAGCUGGGUCCACACAACCGAAUUUAAUGGAUGCUAGCGCCCCGAUGGUCUCUCUAAUGCCUCCGGCCAUGCCUACACAUCCUCUUGAUGACGAUGAUUCUUCAGUAUCGAGCGAGAAACAUAUUCUGGGCAGUGAUGAUGAUGACUUACUGGAGGAUGCCUCGGCAAGCGCAGUCUUCUCUCAGUUAGUUAAUCCACAAGGAAGGUGACUCGGUUCUACGUGUAAAUCAAAUUCAUGAAUGCACCCCAUGUAUGAUGAUCUGGGUAGACAUAGCGUCCUUGGACACUCCGCCGCUUAUAAUUGAGCUGGUUGUCUGUUUAUUAGUUCCAGGAAAGCUAUUGCUGUCAAGUGCUAUUGCAAAGGAAUGUGCCCUUGCCCAUACAUGGCAACAUACAGGGUUUGAUCAGGUCCCGCUUUUAGGUUUGAGCCCACCUGCAUGAUGUCAGAUCCAGCUGCUGCAGACAAGUUGUAGCUGCUCUGGCGCUUGCCCAAGGACGAAUGAAGACGAUCGAUAAUUUAAUCAGCCAGGUCGUAGCGGAUGGGGGAACAGUGGGAGUCGGCUAUGUUCUACUUGGGUGACUCACAGGUUGAAUCUUCGUUACAUAGCUCAAUACAUAUGAUGUCUGCGUGAACGUUUAGACUACAUCAUGAACUGCAUCUCCUUUCCUCCAUUAUAGAGACAUUGAUUAGGUAGAGAGGUACCUAAAUUGGUCUUCUGAAAUGGGCACAAUCUGGAAGUAGUGUUCAUUUCAGGUGUAUUGGAUUAUACGUUUUUCUAGGGGAGUUCCAGUCAGUUUAGGUACGUCUACCUUUUGUAAGCUUGAGCGCUUGCACUCCCAAGGCUGGCAAAUAGUUCCUAUUUUUGUUCCUUGUUUUUCAGCAAUUCUCAAUUCACGAAUUUUUUCAACUCACAAA
Molecule: messenger RNA, 4322 nt
Organism: Physcomitrium patens
Lineage: Eukaryota; Viridiplantae; Streptophyta; Bryopsida; Funariales; Funariaceae
Product: receptor-like protein kinase THESEUS 1
Biological process (GO): protein phosphorylation
Molecular function (GO): transmembrane receptor protein tyrosine kinase activity; ATP binding
Source: RefSeq, a predicted model, not a curated record